AAAAAAUUAAUAAACAAAUAUAUAUAUAUAUAUAUAUAUAUAUAUAUAUAUAUAUAUAUAAAAUUGCACAUAUAUAGUUGCACGGAACGGAAGAAAAAUUGAGCGAUUCGUUCGCUCGAAUUAUGGUGUGCCAUCAUAAUCAUCAUUGUCAUACGGGCCUCCUAAGGGCCAGCAGCCACCGUAGCUGCGCCUUUGGGAGGCGAGGAGACCACGUACCGUCGGUACUACGCGUUUUCCUCUUGAUAUUGGCACUUUGGAUGCCGGUACUUGACAACGGUGCUCUUGUACUCGCCUGCGGACCCGGCAGAGGCGCCGGAAGACGUCUUGGUCCGAAGAAGGUCACGCCUCUUGUCUUUAAACAGCACGUGCCCAACGUCAGCGAAAACACGCUACCGGCAAGUGGACUCAGCGAUGGACGUGUGUCAAGACACGAUCCAAGAUUUCGUGAUCUUGUGCCAAACUAUAAUGCCGAUAUCAUUUUCAAGGACGAGGAGGGUACCGGUGCCGAUAGAUUCAUGACGCAGAGGUGCAAGGAGAAAUUGAACACCCUAGCAAUCUCGGUAAUGAACCAAUGGCCCGGAGUGAAGCUGAGAGUAACAGAGGGCUGGGACGAGGAGGGAAAACAUGCAACCGAUUCUCUUCAUUACGAAGGACGAGCCGUUGACGUGACGACGAGUGAUCGCGAUCGAUCGAAGUACGGAAUGUUGGCGAGACUCGCAGUCGAAGCUGGUUUUGAUUGGGUUUAUUACGAGUCCAGAUCCCAUAUACAUUGUUCCGUUAAAUCUGAAUCAUCAUCAGCAGGCAAGUCGGGUGGCUGUUUCCCUGGGAAAAGUUAUGUCAGAACGGAGAACGGUCGACGGAAGAGGGUGGACGAGAUCGAAUUAGGCGAACGCAUAGCUGCCAUGAAUUCUCAGGGCGAAUUGAUCUACAGCGAGGUGAUAGCUUUCUUGGAUAGGUCGCCAACUGAGAGACGGCAAUUUGUUAGACUUAUUACGGAAUCUGGACGAGUGUUGACCUUGACCCCAGCACAUUUGGUACCGAUUAAGGAUAAAUCGACGAUAUUUGCUGCGAGGGUACGAAUAGGGGAUAAAAUUCUUGUGGCCGAGAAGAAAGAGGAUCCUACGUUUUCCAUAAUGGAGAAUAUAUUGAACAAUGAAGUGUAUUCGCGUGAUCAACGUCUUCGUUGGGAUCGAGUGAUCGAAACGAGAUUGAUCCUUGAGAAGGGUGUUUUCGCGCCGCUUACAAUGGAAGGAACAUUAUUGAUCGACGACGUCAUAGCAUCUUGUUAUGCCGUAAUUGAUAGUCAAACUUUGGCACAUUAUUCCUUUUAUCCUUUGCGAAUUUGGAAGAAUUUAGAAUCGUUCUUCGUUCGAAGAUCAUAUUCGUUUAAAGAUACGAUCGACGUAGAUCGGCCAGAUAUCAGGCAAGAAAGGACUAAUAACGAGACAAUGAAUACCGAUCUUAAUGUAAACGAUAAGAAGUACAACGGAGUACAUUGGUACGCAUCGUUUCUAUAUAAUUUUGCCUCUUCUUUUUUACCACGUAACAUGCUUUACAAUUAAUUAUGACAAUUGUUUAACAUGCCGAAGGAUAGAAGAGGAAAAACAAAUAAAAGGUUGCCCCUUUUUUCUCUUAUAAGAUUGUUAAUCCUUUGAUUGAAAUCAACAAUACUUUGCUUUAUUAUCUCUCUCCUCUCGUGUGUUCUUCCAAGGACACGCUUUUAUCUAAUCUCUCUCUCACUUUCUCUCUCUCU
This is a messenger RNA of Vespa crabro (European hornet), 1753 nucleotides long. It is a transcript of the gene hh, whose product is annotated as sonic hedgehog protein A. Gene Ontology annotation, biological process: protein autoprocessing; cell fate specification; cell-cell signaling. Bases 123 to 1562 code for a protein of 479 amino acids. The record is from RefSeq and is a predicted model, not a curated record. Gene Ontology annotation, molecular function: patched binding; calcium ion binding. Lineage: Eukaryota; Metazoa; Arthropoda; Insecta; Hymenoptera; Vespidae. The transcript has 3 exons.